Didymodactylos carnosus is the source of this 1782-nucleotide messenger RNA. The record is from the annotation of a GenBank genome assembly. Lineage: Eukaryota; Metazoa; Rotifera; Eurotatoria; Philodinida; Philodinidae.
AUGGAUCUUGACCCGCAUGUCAAUGAACAAUUGGCGGCAUUAGCUAGAGAACAGCAAACAAUACUCAAAAAUUUGAUGACGAGACUUUUUGACAAAUCAUUACAAGGUUUGAAUCUAACGAAUAAUGAAAUUCAAGAUCUACGCCAAAGACAUGUGUGGUAUCACUCGAAUAUUUAUCAAUUACAUGAGCUAAAGAAAAAAAUAACAUCGAUUCAAGGACAAUAUGAUGAAAGAAUUAAUGAAAUCUUACACGAGAUUCGAGAGCAAAAAGAACGGGCGAAACAAAUACUUCACAACGCAUUGAAUCGGCUGGAAACAACUAUGGACAAAAAUAUUGUAAGACAUUAUCUAGACGAAUUAAUACGUGAAUUUGAUAAGCUAAUUGAUAAUACGUCCUCGUUGGUUUUAUUAGGAUCUAUUUUCGGAGCUCUUGGUCUUUUCUCUAUUAUAGCAGCCAUAAUAGCUGCAUUUGGUGGGUCAAGUCUACUCGGCGUUGCGACAUUAGGUCUGGGAGCUGUUGUCGGCGACGCAACAAGUGAAAUUAUGUUUCGAAGCAAAUUAUCAGAUUUAAAUGAAAAAUUAAGAGAUAAUAUAAAAAAUGUGCAAAAUCAAAAAAGUCAACAAUUACAACAACUAGAGUCCUAUUUUGAUGGCUUCGUGCAAAAAUUACUUCAGCACAACAGUCACAAAUUAUCGCAGGAAUUUCCAUCAGGAAAAUAUCGAGUAUUUCAAUCCGAUAAUGAAACUGCAGUGAUUCAGUUUGUCCAGUCGAAUAUUGAAAGUAAUAUCAUUUUGAUAACAUCAGGAUCAGCCGGCGAAUCCGUUAUCUCCGAAAUUGGAUACUAUUGGAAUAUCAAAGGUAUCAUCAUAUUUUGCAUGUUGAUCGACAAUCAUCGAUCAUGGACUGGCAUGCAUAAGAAAGUAUUAUUGAUAACAAACAACAGCAAUGAAGUUGUACAAAAAAUAAAACAUAUCGAACGUGGUGAUAUUUACUUUUUAAUCAAUGGCUUUUUAUUGGAAGAUGUUGCAUUGAAAUUGACAAAUACCGAUUACUAUAUAUUAACAAAAAAACAUGGAUUUAUGAUUCAAGAUUUUGAAUCCAUCAAUUCCGAUAGGUCAUAUCACCGGUAUAUGAUACAACGAUUUCACGAUACGAUUAUAGCGAAAAACUUAUAUUCAAAUGGGGUUCCCAACCAUUUCAAAUUGACAAAUUUGUUCCAGUUUGUCGACAAAUUUCUCGAAGCAUUAGCACAGAUCAAGCCAGAGAAGAAAAUCAUAGCUUUGUAUACCGAAGAGGCACCGUAUUACUACAAAAUAAUUAAUGAUAUUCUAAAUCGACUAGAUGAAGAAUUAAUAUUAUUAGUAGGCGAUUAUACUAAAGCAUUGCGAUAUGCUUUGAUUGUAUAUGCGGAUACAACGAACACAAUACCGAAUACCACAAAUUUGAAAUUAUACAGAGGAUUAUGUUUGAUGUAUGAGAAUAGUUUACAAGAAUUUCAGCAAAAAUUUGCCGUAAAUGAUAUCAUUAUUUUUCCGUCAUUCUUAUCGACCAGUUUGAACAAGGCGAAAGCCACAUCCUUUAUUAAUGAAAAAGGUGUUCUAUUAGAAAUAUCUGCUGAUUGUACGCAAAUUAAUAAGCCAAAAAAUAUUUCCGCUCAAUCGCGCUACAAAAGUGAAGAUGAAGUAUUACUCAACUGCUUUAGUGUAUUGAGAGUGACGAGCAUUACGAAAAUCACUGAUAAUUUGGUGUCUUAUAAAUGCAUCUUGGAACAAUUGGAAUGA